Messenger RNA from Microthlaspi erraticum, 1410 nucleotides. Lineage: Eukaryota; Viridiplantae; Streptophyta; Magnoliopsida; Brassicales; Brassicaceae. The record is from the annotation of a GenBank genome assembly.
AUGACUUUUAGAGGGAGGAACAUAAGAUACGUUGAUGGAGGCCAAGUUAUGGCGAAGAAAGGAUGCUGGUCUUGGCUCAAAGGUGGUCUAACCGUCGAUCACUCGGUCCAUGUCAACAUUUUCUUCCAGAGCACUGACUUAACGGCCACAGAGAUAUUAGUAGAAAAUGUGAGGUUGCAACGGUUCAACAAAACUCAAUGGAGGCUAAAACAAGACCAAGUCAUUGAAAAGGUUAGGAAGAACAAAGUGAGAUUUCAAGUGAGUUUCCAGAACAAAACCGUGGCAAAAGGAUCAUUGAUCUCCAUCAAACAGAUCAAACCAUCUUUCCUCCUCGGCUGUGCUAUGAACUACAAAAUCUUGGAGAGUGAUAGCUAUAAAGAAUGGUUUACGUCACGGUUUAAGUUAACUUCUUUUACCAAUGAAAUGAAAUGGUAUACAACUGAAAGGGUGAGAGGCCAAGAGGACUACACACUGGCUGAUGCAAUGAUGCAGCUUGCAGAGGAAAACGAGAUUCUAGUCAAAGGACAUACGGUCUUGUGGAACAACCAGAUUUGGCUGCCGAGUUGGGCUCAGGCGAUAACCGAUCCGGAAGAUCUAAAGAAUGUGACAAUCAACAGGAUCAACUCGGUUAUGAAGAGAUAUAAAGGGAGAUUAGUUGGAUGGGAUGUGUUGAAUGAGAAUGUGCAUUUCAACUACUACGAGGACAUGCUUGGGAAAAACGCUUCAGCCAUUUUCUACUCUAUGGCCUCUAAUCUUGAUCCUGAUGUACCGUUGUUCGUGAACGAGUACAACACGGUGGAGUUUGCUCGAGAAGGAGUUGGGAGCCCUAUAAACGUGAAGAAGAAGAUGGAAGAGAUAGUCUCAUACCCAGGGAACAUGAAGAUCAAAGGAGGAAUUGGAGCACAAGCUCACUUUACUCCAACGCAGCCUAACUUGGCUUACAUGAGAUAUGCAUUAGACACGUUAGGCUCUCUAGGUUUUCCGGUUUGGCUUACGGAGGUUGAUAUGGCCAAGUGCCCGGAUCAGGUUAAAUACAUGGAGGACAUUCUGAGGGAAGCUUACUCGCAUCCUGCGGUCAAAGGGAUAAUCUUAUAUGCGGGACCUGAGGUGUCCGGUUUCAACAAGUUAACGCUUACCGACCAAGAUUUCAACAAUACAGAAACAGGGGACCUCAUUGACAAGUUGCUCCAGGAGUGGCAAGAACAACCUGCAGAGUUACCUAUUGAAAACCAUGAACAUAAUGAUGGUGAAGAAGGUCGGAUAAUAGGGGUUUCACCAGAGAUUUCCCUGUUGCAUGGACAUUACAGAGUGACUGUAACUCAUCCAUCGAUGAAGAACUUCUCCACCAACUUCAGCUUGGAGGUAACCAAGGAGAUGGGUCAUCUUCAAGUGGUUAAACUUGAAAUUUAA